AGCUCCAACGACUUUUUAUCGCUUUGUCUUAUAUCUCUCGACUCUAUUGCUGCCCCUUCUCAGUAAGUCCAAGAUAAACAAUCGCAUGCACUAGCAGACUACUCCAUGCUAAAAAGCUUCAAUGUAACCCACUAAGAGUUCACAUUCUGUUCUAAAUACCCCAAAGAUCUAUUGGACUAGUUGUUAUAGUUGCAUCAGUCGAUCUCUUCUCUGCGUGUGCCUCGAGGAUGUCGCUGCAGACUUACCAACUCAUGGUGAAGCAGAGAUUCAGCCAGCUGCUGCCGGGAGGCCCGUCCAGGGCAAUGGCUGUCUCGGGUCUCUUGUUGCUUCUAUUCUAUGUGUUCUCCUUCAAUUACUGGUCCAGCCAAGAUCAUUCUGAUCUCCACCUCCCCUUCGCGCACAAGUGGCGAGCCUGGUCGUCGGGCGGCACCAACACCGAUCCUCCGACCAACCUCAGCCACAUCGUGUUUGGGAUUGUUGGUUCCUUGAAAACGUGGAAAGGCAGGAAAGCCUACCUCGAAUCCUGGUGGCGGCCAAAUAUUAGCCGGGGGUACCUCUUCCUAGAUGGACGCCCGGAUAAUGAGUCCCUCUGCCCUUAUACCUGUCCCCAGAUUCUGAUAAACGAGGACAUCAGAAAAUGGAAGAUUUACCCAUUGCUCAAGUAUCCCGUAUCGGUCCGCGUAGCAUGGAGCAUCGUGGAGGCAUUCAGACAGGGGGAUAAUGACGUAAGAUGGUACGUGAUAGCAGAUGACGACACCGUGCUCUUCAUGGACAACAUAGUACAAGUGCUGUCAAAGUACGACCACACCAAGUACUACUACCUUGGUGCCAGCUCAGAAUCUAUUCUCUCAAACGUUUACAUGUCGUUUGAGAUGGGCUUUGGAGGAGCCGGUUUCGCCCUAAGCUACCCCUUGGUGGUAGCAAUGGCAAAGAAAUUAGAUGGGUGUAUUAAGAGAUACCCAAACAUGUGGUCCGACCAUCUUAUUUAUAUAUGCAUACUCGACCUAGGAGUUGCUAUAUCUCGGCAAAAGGGGUUUCACCAGAUUGAUCUCCAUGAUAAUAUAGCAGGCUUCUUGUCAUCACACCCACAGUCUCCUAUCCUUUCCCUCCACCACAUCAACGUGGUGGAUCCGAUCUUUCCAUCCAUGAACCGAUCCGAGUCGAUCAGCCACCUCAUGAAGCCUGCAGGAGUCGAUCAAUCCCGACUCUUACAGCAAACCAUAUGCUACCAAAGGGAGAAAAAUUGGUCCAUUUCUGUCUCCUGGGGUUACUCUGUCCACAUUUAUGAGACUGCAGUGCCUCGGUACGUUCUUCAGAUGCCCAUUGAGACGUUCAGGCCUUGGAUCAAGAAUGCAAAGUGGCCCAUGUUUAUGUUCAACACAAGGCCGGCCAAGAAUGACCCCUGCGAGACUCCGCAUUGGUUCUUCUUCGAGUCCAUAGAGAGUGAGAACAAGGAUGUCUUUGUUACGACUUACACUAGAGCAGAGAAGCGUCGGCUCAGCCCUUGCUCGCUUGGUAGGAACCACUCUGCAGAUCGUAUCAACAGAGUUCAGGUGUUUUCUCCUGUGAAAACACGCCUAGAGGCAGGAAGAGCAGAGUGCUGUGAUGUAGUGUCUCUUUCAGACAACACCACAACAGUCAGAAUCAGGCCUUGCAUGGAAGCUGAAGAGAUUGCCAUUGUUUAGCUCCGCAUAUAUAUAAGUAUUAAACAGGAAGAUCAUUGAUUUCAUUUUUCUCUUUCUAUGUGAAUGAUUAUUUUUCGGAAGCAAAAAAAGCCUAUACCGAUCUUAAGAACGUAAACUGUGUCAUCAAUUGGUUCAGCAUACAAAUACCUGCUCUUGAGAAUGUCUUAUAUGUGGCAAAACCGAUUUCGACUAUUGGAUAUGUACAUGGUGAUAUGUGCAUUGCUCUUCCUGGUUAGGGAGUUGAAUGGAGUCUGUACACAUUAAAAGAUUUCUUUUG
Messenger RNA from Punica granatum (pomegranate), 1962 nucleotides. The record is from RefSeq and is a predicted model, not a curated record. NCBI's taxonomy places the organism in Eukaryota, Viridiplantae, Streptophyta, Magnoliopsida, Myrtales, Lythraceae.